AUGGAGCCGGGCCACGUCCAGGAAGCAUCUCGGCAGCCGGCAACAGAGCCCGGCCACUCCCAGCAAGCUUCUCCGCAGCCGGCAAUGGGUCCCGGCCACGUCCAGCCUGGGCCCCCGCCGCCGGCAAUGGAUCCCGGCCACGUCCAGCCUCGGCCCCCGCCGCCGGCAAUGGAUCUGGACGACAUCCAGCCUGGGCCCCCGCAGCGAUGGGAGUACAGCCUGCGCAAGUACCUCCUGCUGCUGGCCACCCUGGUGGUCACCGUCACGUACGCGGCCGGCUUCAACCCGCCGGGAGGCAUCUGGCAGGAGGCGCACGACGGCCAGCCAGCCGGCGACCCCAUCAUCCGCUACACCUACUACCACCGCUACCUCGCCUUCUUCUACUGCAACGCCACCGCCUUCGCCGCCUCGCUCGUGGUCAUCGUCCUCAUCCUCAUCCUCGCCAUCCGGCACGACAAGGACGAGAAGGAUACCCUCUGGGUCGUCGUGCCCCUGCGGGUCUUCAUGAUGCUGGACCUCCUCAGCCUCAUGGGCGCGUACGGCGCCGGCACCUGCCAGAACAAGGUCUCCACCAUCUACUACGCCGUGCUGGUGGCCGGCGUCUUGCUCUACGUCGCCGUUCUCAAGUUGGCGGACAGGUGCUGGAAGAUGCCGGCCACCAAUCUCGACUCCGGUACCGGCGGGAUUGUCGCCUCCGUCUCCGACUCUGACCUCGAGGUGGAGGCCAAAGAAAAACAGGCCCGGGAGAAGAAAGCCGAAGAAAGGCUCUGCAAGGUCCUGAUGCUUCUCGCGAUUUUCGCCGUGAGCAUCACGUACGUCGCCGGGCUGAACACGCCGGGCGGCUUCUGGGACAGCACCGGGGGCAGCCACCACCUGGGCGACGCGAUUCUCAAGGACCACCACAUCAUACGCCUGACGGUGUUCUUAUUCUGCAACACCAUGGCGUUCGUGGCGUCCCUCUUCAUCACCAUGCUGCUCAUCAUCGACGGCAAGAAUCUCCACAAGAAGAAGGCCCGGUCUCGCAUGCUCUACGGGUGCAUCGUCGUCGCGCUGGUCGGCCUCGUCAGCGCAUACGCCGCAGGCAGCUGCAGGGAGACCGACACCACCGUCUACGUGGUCUCCCUGGUUGGCGCCGUUGUGGCAUACAUCCUCCUCCAUCGCUUCUGCAGUUCAGCAUCAAAAUUAUUUUCUAGUUGUUUCAGUCCAGCCCAACAACAUGAUGAAAAUGAGGAUAAUGCCAGUGCUAGGGAGGCUCUGGACAAGGCUCGUUCUCUUGUUCUACUGCUGGCCACUCUUGCCGCCGCCAUCACCUACGCAGCCGGGUUGGACCCGCCGGGUGGUCUUUGGCAGGAUAACAGCAACGGGCACAUGGCCGGCGACCCGAUUCUCCUCACAAUAAACAUUGCAAGGUACAGGGUCUUCUACUACUGCAACUCGGUUGCGUUUGUGGCCUCCUUGGUGGCCAUCGUCCUUGUCCAGAAGGAGAAGCUGGUCAAGCACCACGCGCUGGAGGCAGCCAUGAUACUCGUCCUGUUUGGCCUCAUCGGUGCGUAUGCCGCUGGGAGCUGUCGGGACGUGAAUAAAUCCAUUUACGCCAUGGCUUUAGCAGGCGCUGUCCUGAUCUAUGUGGUGAUCCAUAUUGUCUUCUUCACGCUGGACGACAAGGACAAGAAAGACAAUGCUAAAGAAGAUCUGUUGCUGGAGAAGAGGCGCAAACGGUUGCUCCUCUUCGCAAUCUUGGCAGCGACCAUCACAUACCAAGCCGGCCUCACCCCUCCCGGCGGCUUCCUGCUCCAGGACGACAAGCUCGGGCGGCACCAUGCCGGCGACCCUGUCCUCUUGGACAACUACCCACGCCGCUACAAUGCCUUCUUCUACUGCAACUCCAUAAGCUUCAUGUUGUCCAUCGCCCUCAUCAUCCUCCUGGUGAACCCCAAUCUGUACAGGCCAGCCAUACGAAGCAAUGCGCUAUCUGUUUGUACAGCGGUGGGCUUGCUUUGUUUGAUGGGAGCCUACGCCGCCGGAAGCACGCAACACCUCAAGACAUCCAUCUACAUCAUUGUGUUGGCAGUCGUGGUCCUCCUCGUUGCAGCCGGACUGCUGCUAGUAUUUUUGCUGAAGAGACAUGGCAAUUCCAAAAAAAGUCCGCCCUCCGCAGCCAUUAAACAGAAGGGUGAAAAGGGAGAAAGGAAGAAGCAUGCAAGGCGCAAGUACCUAAUGCUGCUAGGCAUCUUGGUGGCGAGCGUAGCCUACCAGGCCGGCCUGAAACCGCCGGGCGGAACAUGGCAGAGCGGCGACAGCGGGUACGAGGCAGGCAAUCCGGUGAUGCACGACAACAGGAGGCCCCGGUACCUCAUCUUCUUCUACAGCAACUCCAUCUCCUUUGUGGCUUCCAUCGUUGUCAUCAUCAUGUUGCUGCCGCAAUGGCUGCGAAAGGAGCAGCAAGGAGAAUGGGAGAAAUGGUCGCUGAGGGUGAUGAACUGGACAAUCAGACUGGAUUUAUUUGCUCUCCUAGGGGCCUAUGCAGCCGGGUCCAACAGGGGGUGGAAGACGUCCAUGUAUGUCGUCGCGCUCAUCAUUGUCGUGCUGGGAUACUUUGUAAUCCACAUGAAGAUUUCAACAUGUCUUGAACGUCGCCGUAAGAAGCGCGAUGCCGAAGCCGCCAUGGGAAUCAUAUGA
Triticum turgidum subsp. durum (durum wheat) is the source of this 2679-nucleotide messenger RNA. NCBI's taxonomy places the organism in Eukaryota, Viridiplantae, Streptophyta, Magnoliopsida, Poales, Poaceae. The record is from the annotation of a GenBank genome assembly.